AUGGGCUCCGUGCUGGAUGCGUGGGAGGCUUGCUCCAAGAUCGAUACCGUCUUCAUUCUCGUCUGCUGCGUUUUUUGCUGGCCUAUUAUCCCUGCAGUUGGCUUGGGAUACUCUGGAUACUCGACUCGUCGCAGUGGUCUAGCCUCCUUCUAUCCUGGCCUGAUUGCCGUGAUCGUGUGCAGCAUUCAAUGGUGGAUUAUUGGCUAUUCACUGGCAUACGGCGAGGGCAACCCAAUUAUUGGAGGAUUCGAAAAGGCAUUCCACCGUGGAGUUUUGGCGGAACCAGUGGGAACGAUACCAGAGAUUCUCUUCUCGGAGUUUCAAUUGAUCUUCUGUGCAACGGUCUGCGCUAUUGCCGUAGGAGGAGCGUGUGAACGUGGAAGACUGCUUCCGCUGUUUCCAUUUUGUUUUCUAUGGAGCACUUUCGUGUACGAGCCACUCGCGCAUAUGGUCUGGUCCGAGAACGGAUUUCUAGGCAAUCUAGGCGUGCUUGACUUUGCUGGCGGAACCCCGGUCCACAUAUGCAGUGGUGCAAGCGCAACAGCUCUCAGCGUCUAUUUAUCCUAUCCACUAUUCCGCUCUAAGAAGUCUGCCAGGCGCACGCCUCAACAUCUGAAAUUGCAUAGACCCCAUAACAGCAUGUCUCAGUUACUUGCCUUGGUCAUUAUCUGGAAUGCCUGGUUGGCCUUUGAUGCUGGAACCACACUCUCGCUCAACUUCAAGAGUGUGAUGGCUGCAUGUGUUACUAACACCUGUGCCGCUGCAGGAGCAAUGACGUGGGCAUUCAUUACUUACUGGGAAUCUGGGAUCUGGAGUCUCGACAGUACCUUUAUGGGCGCAAUCGCAGGCCUUGUUCUAAUCACUCCCAGUGCCGGCUUCAUUGACAUGACUACCGCGUUCUUCUUCGGCGUACUAGGAGCCGUGACAUGCAGACAGGCUUUGCGCAUCAAAUUUACGAAAACGGCUGCCAAGUGGCGCUGGGUGGACAACGGAGACACUUUUGCGACUCACUGCAUUGGUGGAUUCAUCGGCACAAUUAUGACCGGGCUCUUUGCCCAAAAAGAGGUCGCUUCCUAUGACGGUUUUACAUACAUUGCAGGAGGCGUCCUGUUCGAUGGUAACUGGAGACAGCUAGCUAUUCAAUGCCUUGAGGCGGUCAUUGGGUUCUCCUGGAGCUUCGUUGGGAGUUACACAAUUUAUGCGCUCAUUGAUUGUGUUCCUGGAUUUGAGGUUCUUGCAACUGAUAGCGAGAUCAUAUCCGGAAUGGAUGCCUCUCAGAUGGAUGAGUCGUUAUAUGAAGCUCAAUGGGAGGCUGAAGCGGAUUAUCAUCCCUUUGAGGGCUCUGUCCGGCUCGAGUAA
Molecule: messenger RNA, 1359 nt
Organism: Talaromyces marneffei
Lineage: Eukaryota; Fungi; Ascomycota; Eurotiomycetes; Eurotiales; Trichocomaceae
Exons: 3
Coding region: 1-1359 (452 amino acids)
Biological process (GO): ammonium transmembrane transport
Cellular component (GO): plasma membrane
Molecular function (GO): ammonium channel activity
Source: RefSeq, a predicted model, not a curated record